AUGUUCACACAGUCCUCUCAGCUGUUGUGUUGUGUGUCCCCUCUCGGGUGUCUGUGUGACUCCUCGGGCAGCGUCUCCUCUUACGAGUUCUCGAAGGUGCGUGAGUUCCUGGGGUCCCUGCUGCGCCCCUUCUCCAUCGGGCCAGAGGAGGUGCAGGUCAGCGUGUUGCAGGUCAGCACCCAGCCCACCCCGGAGUUUGGCUUCUCUGCGCACAGUUCCGGUGAGUCCCUACAGGGGGCGCUGGCAGGCAUGAGGCAGCUGCAUGGAGACACCAACACGGGCGCGGCGCUGGGAUGGGCGCGGGAGCGUGCGUUCGGUCCCGGGACGGGGGCCCGUGAGGGCGUGCCGCGGGUGCUCGUCUGGGUCACUGACGGCGUGUCUUCAGACUCUGUGCUCCAGCCAAUGAGGGAGCUGCGAGAGGAGGGCGUGGCCGUGCUGAUCGUCUCCACGGGACACGGGAACUACCCCGAGCUCUCGGCUGCAGCGUCGCCCCCCACAGACCGGCACCUUCACUUCGUGGACGUGGACGCCUUCGACGUGAUCACCGAGGAGCUGAGAGGAGCCAUCAUCGAUAUAAUCCGUGCUCAGCGCUUGUCCGCAGUGGAAGUGACCUCUCACAGCGCCCGGCUGCUCUGGCCCGCUCUGCUGUCCACUGGUUCUGGGUUCUAUGUGCUGCGGUUCGGCCCGUCCCAGCUGGACCCGGCUCAGCACCGGAGCGUGACCCUGCCUGGCUCCGCCCACAGCGCUCCCCUGACUGGCCUGCGCCCCCAAACCAGCUACACAGCGACGCUGACCCCCGAGUCUAACCUGCAGUACACUGCACCCCUCACUGUGCACUUCAGCACCCUGCCAGAGGAGCCCCUCAGCCCGGCUCGAAUCCUGAUCUCAGACUCCUGCCCCACCAGCGUGCGAGUGAGCUGGGGUCCAGUGCUGCCCGACUUGGUGGAUGAGUUCCAGGUUCUGUUCGGCCCGCUGCCCAGUGGAGAGGCCCGCUCCAUCACGGUGAGCCGGAACCAGAACUCCACACUGCUGCAGAACCUGCAGCCCAACACCACCUACCUGGUUACAGUGACUGCGCAGUACCGCUCAGGCAGGCAGAGGGCGCUGUCAGCCAAGGCCUGCACUCUGGAGGCAGCCACCCUGCCACAGGGCAAUGCUUCCUGACAGGACAGAAUAUCACAAGGAGAGAGAGAAGGGGAGAGGGGCAACCCAGGACAUGACCCUGAAGACACAGAGACAAGGACCAGGGGAACACUAACCUCCCAGAGACUGUAUACUCCUUUCCAGCUAUCCUGAACUGGGAUUCAAACCAGCAGCCUUUCUCUAACCACUGAGCUAUUCAAACCCACUGCCUUCCACGCUGCAGCAGAGCACUUUCUCUAACCACUGAGCUCC
Polyodon spathula (Mississippi paddlefish) is the source of this 1395-nucleotide messenger RNA. RefSeq names its product von Willebrand factor A domain containing 1 (gene vwa1). The transcript is spliced from 6 exons. NCBI's taxonomy places the organism in Eukaryota, Metazoa, Chordata, Actinopteri, Acipenseriformes, Polyodontidae. The coding region runs from base 1 to 1164 and encodes 387 amino acids. The record is from RefSeq and is a predicted model, not a curated record. Gene Ontology annotation, molecular function: protein binding.